AUGAGUGAUAUGUCCAAGACUUUCCAGGAUGCCGUUCAUAUGGCAAGAAAACUUGGCUUUCGAUACCUCUGGAUCGAUUCGCUCUGCAUCAUUCAAGACGAUCCGCAGGACUGGGAAAGAGAGGCAGCUCAGAUGUGCCGGGUUUACUCUCACGCUGCCUUCAACAUCGCGGCCGCACACGCUCCGAACGGGCUCGUAGGCUGUUUCGUGCAAAGGGACGGGCUUCUGAACCUGCCCCUUUCGGUGAAGCUCACCGAGCAAAAGACAGCUCUGUUCACACUAUACGACUUGACCAAGAAAAUACCGGGAAGGAACGUGCUCGCCCAAAAAUCUGGAGCUGAGCUGGGGCCGCCGUUGUUUGGACGUGCCUGGGUGUUCCAGGAGCAAAUGCUCUCGCGGCGGAUGUUGACGUUCAACGGCUCUGAGAUGUCUUGGAAAUGCCUGUGUGGGAAUGGCACUGAACGCUAUCCUGUUGGACGCGUCAUUCGGCACGGUGGCUCCCACGAAUUUAUCCAGCGGGGGAUUACGAAGGACGGGGAGUACUUCAAUGAUGACGACAUCGCCCGUCGAAAGCAGCACUUGGACUGGUGCAACGCUGUCAUGGACUACACCCAUCGAGGAAUGACGGUUGUUACGGACCGGCUGAUUGCCAUCAGCGGCGUCGCAGAUGCCAUUCAGCAGAAGACCAAGAACACGUUUCUCGUUGGUCUUUGGAAAUCAGAGCUCUGGUUGGGUCUCCUAUGGAGCAUUCCUCACGCUCGGGAGUAUGCGCCGACUACAUCGCAUGCCUUUGACUACAACGCCAAGUCUCUCCGAAACCUUGAGGAAAAUGUUGCGCCAACCUGGUCGUGGGUCUCCGUUACUGGGCCAGUUGUUUACUCUACGGCAACUGGCGAUGUUCGGGUAAAAAGAAUUUGCUUUAUAGACCAUGUGGAAGUAUCAGGUCCUCCAGUCAGAAAAUCCGGUGUUUUGGGCAUUCGCGGCCAUACGAGAACGGUGUACAUCAACUCGAUUUACCCGUACGCACUUGGAAACGAUCCGGACUGCCCGACUGACAUGACUUUUCCACUGCCAGAUGAUGGGCAUCAGGAUUUCGAGUACAAGGGCAGAAGGUUCCACCCGAAUGCCUACUUCAUUUUCUCCGACCAGUGCCCAACUCAUCCUGAUAAGGCCAAUUGGCAGUUGAUGCGCGGCAUGUGGCGUCCAGAUGAAGUAGUGCCUCCCGACACUCCAAUCACUUUCCUCGCUAUUGCCCAACGCAAUCACGGACGAACGGCAACUCACGAUCGAGAGGACGAUCCACUUCAAGUAUUCACUAUCGGGCUCAUCCCCUCGCCAGAGUCGGCAGACACAUAUCGCCGAGUCGGAUACGCAGUUUGGGACGACUGUGCUUGGUAUGGGUACAACUGCAGCUCAGGUACCCGAUUCACGCAGUCCGAAGAAGACUCAAACCCUAUGAAGCAGCGUUCCAUGCCGCGUAAGAUCAUCGAAAAAGCAUUACCAUGCGUUUUCCACCCUCCCUCGCAACCACCCUCGCAACCGGCCGGGCCAAUCGAGGAAGCUUAUCCAAGCGUCGACGACGGGUUUCACGAUCACGAAUUUGAAGAAGGAAGGCUCCCCGAGCUAUCCAGCUACCACGACAGAGUCCAUGCACGGACAAGGUCCUUGCGAGUGGUCUGA
Diplodia corticola is the source of this 1680-nucleotide messenger RNA. RefSeq names its product het domain protein pin-c2. The transcript has a single exon. Lineage: Eukaryota; Fungi; Ascomycota; Dothideomycetes; Botryosphaeriales; Botryosphaeriaceae. The coding region runs from base 1 to 1680 and encodes 559 amino acids. The record is from RefSeq and is a predicted model, not a curated record.